AUGGCGUUGGAAGGUGUUCUCCUCGGUAUGGGUAAUCCCCUUCUCGACAUUUCUGCUGUCGUCGACGAAGAUUUCUUGAAAAAGUUUGAUAUUCAGUUGAACAAUGCCAUUCUCGCUGAAGAUAAGCACAAAUCUAUGUACGACGAAAUGUCUGCCAAAUUUAAUGUGGAGUAUAUUGCUGGAGGUGCCACUCAGAAUUCAAUUAAGGUUGCUCAGUGGUUGCUUCAAGUACCUGGAGCCACUAGUUACAUUGGUUGCAUAGGAAAGGACAAGUAUGGCGAGGAAAUGACCAAGAACUCUAGACUCGCUGGUGUAAAUGUUCAAUACUAUGAAGAUGAAAAUACACCUACAGGAACUUGUGCUGUUUGUGUGGUUGGUGGCGAAAGGUCACUUAUUGCCAACUUAGCAGCUGCAAAUUGCUACAAGGUUGAUCAUUUGAAGAAACCCGAAAACUGGGCAUUAGUUGAAAAGGCCAAAUAUUUCUAUAUUGCUGGCUUUUUCCUCACCGUAUCCCCUGAAUCCAUACAAUUAGUUGGCGAGCAUGCAGCUGCAAAUAACAAGGUCUUCACGAUGAACCUUUCUGCACCCUUUAUCUGUGAGUUCUUCAAGGAUGUACAGGAUAAAGCUCUUGCGUAUGUUGACUAUGUUUUUGGAAAUGAGACUGAAGCGAGAACAUAUUCUAAAGUGCAUGGCUGGGAGACUGACAAUGUCGAGGAGAUAGCUCUAAAGAUAUCCCAGUUGCCAAAAGCAAAUGAAGCUCGUAAGAGGAUUACUGUUAUCACACAGGGUGCUGAUCCCGUCUGCGUUGCUAAAGAUGGGAAAGUGACAUUGUACCCUGUAAUUUUAUUGCCUAAAGAGAAACUAGUUGAUACAAAUGGAGCAGGAGAUGCAUUUGUUGGGGGAUUCCUUGCUCAAUUGGUUCAGGAGAAGCCUAUUGAAGAAUGUGUGAGAGCCGGGUGUUAUGCAGCAAAUAUUGUCAUUCAAAGGUCCGGCUGCACUUACCCAGAGAAGCCUGAUUUUCAUUAA
This is a messenger RNA of Lathyrus sativus (Indian pea), 1026 nucleotides long. The record is from the annotation of a GenBank genome assembly. Lineage: Eukaryota; Viridiplantae; Streptophyta; Magnoliopsida; Fabales; Fabaceae.